Messenger RNA from Paramuricea clavata, 213 nucleotides. The record is from the annotation of a GenBank genome assembly. NCBI's taxonomy places the organism in Eukaryota, Metazoa, Cnidaria, Anthozoa, Malacalcyonacea, Plexauridae.
AUGGAUCACGUAUUUGGGGAAUUGCCUGGUGUUCACGUGAUCGUUGAUGACAUACUUGUGUCGGGAUCAACGAGAGAAGACCACGACGAGAGGCUACGUGCAGCUUUGACAGCCGAAAGACGGAACGGGGCAAAGUUUAAUCCAAAGAAGAUUCAGAAAUGUUCAAGUAAAGAUAAAUCCUUUGAUGGCCUGAAACCAACGCAGAUGGCCUGA